This is a messenger RNA of Belonocnema kinseyi, 1018 nucleotides long. RefSeq lists its product as uncharacterized. The coding region runs from base 411 to 992 and encodes 193 amino acids. The record is from RefSeq and is a predicted model, not a curated record. Gene Ontology annotation, cellular component: SCF ubiquitin ligase complex. The transcript has 3 exons. NCBI's taxonomy places the organism in Eukaryota, Metazoa, Arthropoda, Insecta, Hymenoptera, Cynipidae. Gene Ontology annotation, biological process: SCF-dependent proteasomal ubiquitin-dependent protein catabolic process.
GGUCGGAAAAUGAAAAAUUAGUCGCUCAAAAUUAAAUUUAGAAUUCAUAUUUUUUUUAAAAGGGUGAAAAAUGAUAAGGGAAAAUGAAUUUAAUCCUAUAAAAAAAGAAAAAACGACAAAAUUAGGCGAAGAAUCAGUGAUAAAAGAUAGUGAAAUUGAGAAUCUCAAUGAUGACUGUCUUAUGCAUAUUUUCCAUUACUUGCCAAUUGCAGACAAGAUAAGAAUCGAAAGGGAUAAUCGAAAAAUGUAUAAAAUUGCGGAAAAUUUGCUUAUACAGACUUUUCGGUCCUGGCAUAGACUCAAUUCUCGAAGCUCUUGUAUCCCAAGCAAAAAAUUUAAGAAACAUAGAGUUACGUAUUUCUGGGACGAUUGUAAAAGAAAUUGAAAAUUUACCAAAAUUUCUGUCAAACAUGUCGCAAUUAAGAAGCUUAGAGAAAUUAGAUUUUAUAAAUGCUGGUGGCUUCAUUAAUGACGAAUUUCUGGAAAUUGUUGCAAAAAAUUGCGUUCAACUGACACAUCUGAAUAUUGCUGGCAAGAACAGUGUCACAGAUAAAGGAAUUUGCAACAUUUCUAAGUUGAAAAAACUGCUUUUUUUGGAUAUGCGUGACAUUCCAAAUAUAAUCUCUCCGCCUUUAGAAAAAAUGCAAAAUUUAGAAGUUUUAUGCUGCUGGAACUGUAGAAAAAUUAAAGAGGCAACCUUAUUUCUUUUCUUGCAAGAAGCGCCUAAUUUGCGAGCAAUCGAUGUUCGAGAGUGUCCUUCCGUGACGACGGAAUUGUUACAUGUUGCUGAGAAUGUUGUUGAAAAUCGAGAAUCAAAAAAAAUUCUCGAAAUUUAUAUAGAACGGGCCAAAAUUCCGGAUAAUUUCUUUUAUGAGAAGCCCGAUUUGUUGACUAUUGGUAUUGGAUCUUUUGAAGGGGUAAAAUACGGUUUCGAGAAUAUACUCAAAUGUGAAAAAAUACCACAAAUUCGAAUCCAGCCAAACGCUAUAUGACAGCACGAUAUUUAUAAAUAUUUAUU